This is a messenger RNA of Sitodiplosis mosellana (orange wheat blossom midge), 1767 nucleotides long. It is a transcript of the gene Sar1, whose product is annotated as GTP-binding protein SAR1b. Gene Ontology annotation, biological process: membrane organization; intracellular protein transport; vesicle organization. Gene Ontology annotation, molecular function: GTP binding; GTPase activity. Lineage: Eukaryota; Metazoa; Arthropoda; Insecta; Diptera; Cecidomyiidae. Bases 878 to 1459 code for a protein of 193 amino acids. Gene Ontology annotation, cellular component: COPII vesicle coat; endoplasmic reticulum exit site. The transcript is spliced from 5 exons. The record is from RefSeq and is a predicted model, not a curated record.
AACACAAGUCAGACAAUAUCGAAGUGGCUGAGAUGAAUGGUAUUUUGUGUGUUUCAAUGGAUUUUCAUCAAAAUGGACUUGUUCUUUUUUGUUAAUACUCGCCCGGUAUUGGUGAUAGCGUCUUACCGUUGGAAAAAUAGUAGCCACAGUAAAAUUAAACAAAUCUUUUGAGGAUAUCAAACCAAAACAAUUGCAUUCAAUCGAUUUUUUUGGGUAGUUCUUAGCUAGAAUCUUGCUGAAGGCAAUACAAUCACUAAUACUGGAGUUAUCAUUUUUUAAAAAAAUCUAUUAAAUCACGCCAAUCAAACAUGCAAAAACCGCGAAUUUUAUUUGGCACAUUACCAUUUUCUGAAACUCUUUCGAUCAUAUUGCACUGUGUUGUUCAUAUUGUUUUUUUGUCGUUCUUCGCCUUAAUGAAUUUUAUUCUGUCUAAAGUUUGGUGAUGAAGAAGAACAAAGUAAAAUGAAUGUAUUAAGUAGCCAUGGAAAUCCUUUGAUGUGUAAAUGUGGAACUUAUUGUCUGUCUGUCACAGUAAGCACAGCCACUCACUCACACACCGACACUAACACAAGCAUGCGGCGCACACCAACAUACUGAAAGAGAGAUACAACGCGUCGAAUGUUAUUAAAUCAAUGAUUGCAUAUGAUUAGCUGAGUCACGAAAACUUGUCAAACGACAAAAGCAUUGAAACGUUAAAUGUGAACAUUAGUCGGUUGUCAAUGUGUUGUGUAUCUUCGCAUGUAAUUUCUUUCAAGUUUUUAUCCUAACUAAACAAAUACCAAAGUGAACUUAAAAACGUCGUAGUUUCACUGUUUUUAAUAAAAAACUUUUAAAAAAAUUUGUAUCCUUUCACAACAAAUACACAAAACAUAUAAACAUGUUUCUUUGGGACUGGUUCAGUAACGUUUUAAGUUAUCUAGGCUUGUACAAAAAAUCUGGUAAACUUCUGUUUUUGGGGUUAGACAAUGCGGGCAAAACCACACUAUUACAUAUGCUUAAGGACGAUAGACUGGCACAACAUGUGCCCACAUUGCAUCCGACCUCGGAAGAAUUGUCGAUCGGUAACAUGAGAUUCACAACAUUCGACUUGGGAGGUCACACACAAGCUCGUCGCGUAUGGAAAGACUAUUUUCCGGCUGUGGAUUCGAUUGUAUUCUUGGUGGAUGCUUGGGAUCGUUCACGUUUCCAAGAGAGCAAAAACGAACUGGAUUCAUUGUUGACGGAUGAAUCAUUGUCAAACUGUCCGGUUCUUAUCUUAGGCAACAAAAUCGACAAACCAGGCGCAGCCAGCGAAGAUGAAAUUCGUAAUUUCUUCGGCCUAUAUCAAUUAACCACCGGAAAGGGCAAUGUUCCACGUUCCGAUCUUCCAGGCCGUCCACUAGAAUUGUACAUGUGCUCGGUUUUGAAGCGUCAAGGUUAUGGUGAAGGUUUCCGCUGGUUGGCUCAAUACAUUGACUAAAUAACAAAAUGGGAUUCUUGCCAACGACGCGCGCAACCAUACACUUACCGGCAACUUUUUAAAAUACCAACCUUUUCACCAGAUGUAUUAAAUUAAAUUUGCAAGCAACAACAACAACAACAACAAUAAGAGAAAAACAAAAAAAAAUGAUAAUUAUCGAAAAUAAGAGUAACUGAUGAAAUCUAAAUAAAAAGCAUACCGUCGAAACAUUAAAGAAACAAUAACAACAAAUAAGUAUCGAAAUUGUCAACCUUCUUUCAACUUUGAACACGAUGAUGAAACAAAUAAACUAUUUAAACGACUUAAGA